Messenger RNA from Brachypodium distachyon (stiff brome), 2280 nucleotides. Its product is annotated as V-type proton ATPase catalytic subunit A. Bases 131 to 1996 code for a protein of 621 amino acids. Gene Ontology annotation, cellular component: proton-transporting V-type ATPase, V1 domain; plant-type vacuole. The record is from RefSeq and is a predicted model, not a curated record. The transcript is spliced from 19 exons. Gene Ontology annotation, molecular function: ATP hydrolysis activity; ATP binding; proton-transporting ATPase activity, rotational mechanism. Lineage: Eukaryota; Viridiplantae; Streptophyta; Magnoliopsida; Poales; Poaceae. Gene Ontology annotation, biological process: ATP metabolic process; proton transmembrane transport.
AAGCGAAAUCCGCCACCCCCAACACUCCGUCGCCCCGUCCUCUCCCUCCUUCCCUCUCCCAGCCCUCUCUCCCUCUCCGACCAGAUCGAGGCGCCGCGAAGGAUCCGACGACCAGACGACGCCCGCGGCCAUGGCGUUCGGCGACCGCAUGACCACGUUCGAGGAUUCCGAGAAGGAGAGCGAGUACGGCUACGUCCGCAAGGUCUCUGGACCUGUGGUCGUGGCUGAUGAAAUGGGAGGUUCUGCCAUGUACGAGCUUGUUCGUGUUGGGUACGAUAAACUCAUUGGGGAAAUUAUUCGCCUUGAGAAUGAUUCGGCUACAAUUCAAGUAUACGAGGAAACAGCUGGACUGAUGGUUAACGACCCUGUAUUGAGAACAAGAAAGCCCCUUUCAGUUGAGUUGGGACCUGGUAUCCUUGGAAACAUUUUUGAUGGAAUCCAGCGCCCUCUAAAAACUAUUGCUAUUAAAUCUGGAGAUGUGUACAUUCCUCGUGGUGUUUCAGUUCCUGCUCUUGACAAAGAUGCACUGUGGGAAUUUCAGCCAAAAAAGCUUGGUGUUGGAGAUGUCAUCACGGGUGGUGAUCUGUAUGCUACUGUCUUCGAGAACACUUUGAUGAACCACCAUGUUGCCCUUCCACCUGGUUCUAUGGGGAAAGUAAAUUACAUCGCGCCAGCUGGUCAAUACUCCCUGCAGGAUACAGUGCUAGAGUUGGAAUUUCAGGGCAUCAAAAAGGAAUUUACUAUGCUUCAGACAUGGCCUGUGCGUACACCAAGGCCUGUUGCGUCAAAGCUUGCCGCAGAUACACCUCUUCUAACAGGACAGCGUGUGCUUGAUGCAUUGUUCCCCUCUGUUCUUGGAGGGACGUGUGCUAUUCCUGGUGCUUUUGGUUGUGGAAAGACUGUCAUUAGUCAGGCACUUUCCAAGUACUCCAAUUCUGAAGCUGUGGUUUAUGUCGGAUGUGGUGAAAGAGGAAAUGAGAUGGCUGAGGUUCUCAUGGAUUUCCCCCAAUUGACUAUGACAUUACCCGAUGGACGUGAAGAGUCUGUCAUGAAGAGAACGACAUUGGUGGCUAACACGUCAAACAUGCCCGUUGCUGCUCGUGAAGCCUCCAUAUAUACAGGAAUUACAAUAGCUGAAUAUUUCCGUGACAUGGGCAUGAAUGUCAGUAUGAUGGCUGACUCCACCUCUCGGUGGGCUGAGGCAUUGCGUGAAAUCUCUGGGCGUCUGGCUGAAAUGCCUGCAGAUAGUGGUUACCCAGCAUAUUUGGCUGCAAGAUUGGCAUCCUUCUAUGAACGUGCUGGUAAGGUGAAAUGUCUAGGAAGUCCAGACCGAACUGGCAGUGUGACAAUUGUUGGAGCUGUCUCUCCUCCUGGUGGUGAUUUUUCAGAUCCUGUUACAUCCGCGACCCUCAGUAUUGUCCAGGUUUUCUGGGGAUUAGAUAAAAAGCUUGCUCAAAGGAAGCAUUUCCCGUCAGUUAAUUGGCUCAUUUCCUAUUCAAAAUACUCGCAGGCCCUUGAGUCCUUCUACGAGAAGUUUGAUUCAGAUUUCAUUGAUAUUAGAACAAAAGCACGUGAGGUAUUGCAGAGGGAGGAUGAUCUAAAUGAAAUUGUGCAGCUUGUUGGGAAAGAUGCUCUGGCAGAAUCUGACAAGAUUACACUGGAGACAGCAAAACUUUUGAGAGAAGAUUAUUUGGCACAGAAUGCAUUUACUCCAUAUGAUAAGUUCUGUCCGUUCUAUAAAUCUGUUUGGAUGAUGCGCAACAUUAUCCAUUUCAACACAUUGGCAAAUCAGGCAGUGGAGCGGGCAGCUGGUGUUGAUGGGCAGAAGAUCACCUACACUGUCAUAAAGCAUCGCAUGGGCGAUCUGUUCUACCGCUUGGUAUCACAAAAAUUCGAGGAUCCUGCCGAAGGAGAAGAUGUUUUGGUCGCGAAGUUCCAAAAACUGUAUGACGAUCUCACUACGGGUUUCCGCAACCUAGAAGAUGAAGCGCGGUAACCAUUUUUCUUUUUCUUUUUGUAAACAAUGAGAAACCACGGGUGUCUUUACUUUUUACGAAGGCAUGGAAGCUGCUGUGUAUUUUUCCAAUUCUGAGGGUGUAGUUUCGAGACUAUGUACGGGAAUUUUCAGCACCGGUACACGGUCGUUUUUGUCGCAUCACUCUGUUUUGGAUUAGUGCUCGGUGGACACAACAUUUUGAUGUAUCAUUAAUAAAUGAUGGGCAUGUUCAUAGUUGAAUAAAGUACGAUGGCCAUCUAUUUGUACAUCAAUUACUCUCUUUA